Molecule: messenger RNA, 843 nt
Organism: Corylus avellana
Lineage: Eukaryota; Viridiplantae; Streptophyta; Magnoliopsida; Fagales; Betulaceae
Source: RefSeq, a predicted model, not a curated record
UAUUGCAUAUGCUACUUCUAGACCUCUGACAAGUAAUUCAUCAACAAUAUGCUUCUGGGGUCAUUAUGACAAUUUAUUCAUUUCAGAUAUGUUCAUGGUAAUAUUUGAACACAUAACUAUUUAUUUCAUUUUUCUCCUAUAGUCAUAUUAAUCAAUUCUGCUUUUUUUACUUGCUAGUUUUGGCAAAGGGAGGCAGCAAUGUUAAAGCAUCAAUUGCAAAACUUGCAAGAAAACCAUCGGCAAAUGAUGGGUGAAGAGCUUUCUGGUUUGAGUGUCAAAGAUUUGCAGAAUUUGGAGAACCAAUUGGAAAUGAGUCUACGGGGUGUUCGAAUGAAAAAGGACCAAAUUUUAAUGGAUGAAAUAGAAGAAUUAAACCGAAAGGGGCAGCAAAUUCACCAAGACAAUGUGGAACUGUAUAAGAAGGUAAACCUAAUUCGUCAAGAAAACAUGGAAUUAUAUAAGAAGGUUUAUGGAACAAGGGAUGUGAAUGGAGCAAACCAAACUUCCCUUCUCUUAGAUGGUCUUGGCAUUGGAGAGGACUCACAUCCACCUAUCCAUCUCCAGCUUAGCCAACCACAGCAACAAAACUACGAGACACCAACAAGAGCUACAAAACUGGGGUACAUUACACAAAACACUUCAAUCAUGAAUACCAAUUUACUUUGCCAAAAUAUUGAUCCAAAACGUGUUUCCUUGAUGGCUGCAGCAGACUACAACUGCCCUAGCACAGAAGAUGCAACUGGCGAUGGAUGUCGCUUGGUCUCUAUAAAUAAAAGGGCCUAUGGUUAUAGAUUUAUGCUUCUAUCAGUGGCAUAAUUCAGAAUCAGUGACGUAUGAUAUAAA